Trichomycterus rosablanca is the source of this 4971-nucleotide messenger RNA. RefSeq lists its product as uncharacterized. The coding region runs from base 235 to 1464 and encodes 409 amino acids. The transcript is spliced from 6 exons. Lineage: Eukaryota; Metazoa; Chordata; Actinopteri; Siluriformes; Trichomycteridae. Gene Ontology annotation, molecular function: phosphotyrosine residue binding. The record is from RefSeq and is a predicted model, not a curated record.
CUCGUAAAGAAACGUGGGCAGAGAAUUGGGCGACACUCGACUCCGCGCUCCACUCCACUCACAGCACAGGAGUUUGUACAGAUCCGAAAGUGAUUGCGGGUGCUAAAGUGGCAUUCGGACAGGUACAGAGGAACUAAAGAGGGUUAAAGGAGUAAUAUACCAUACAGGAGGAGUGAAGGAAACCCAAAUUGGGGGGUAUCGGUGUGUGGCAGCGGUGAGCGAUGCGCUGGCACCAUGGCGAAAUGGUUCAAGGAGCACCUGGGAUUCAAGAGCGCCAAAGCUUCACCGCCGGCGCCCCCGAGACCAGAUUACCGGCACUGCCACGCCGCUGCUGCCGCCUACCAGCACCAGCUUACCGGCUCCGGGGCCGCGGGUUACCCGAGUCCCGCGCAGCCCGACAUCCUCGCCGCCUACAAACUCCAGAAAGAGCUGGACUUCGAGGAUCCGUACGCGGCCGGAGCCAACACUCCGUUCACCGGAGCUGCGCUCUCCGAAGUCAAAUACGUUUCCCCCAAACACCGUCUCAUCAAAGUGGAGACGCUGGAGAGGAGCAGCGGGAGUACCAGUAGUACCGGAGGAGGUGGAGGUACCACCAGAUCACCGACCUCCCCUUCAGCCGAGCAGGAGAGUAAACAGGACAAGCUAAUAAUCCUGGAAGACUACGCGGACCCGUUUGAUGCUGCCGAUCAAGCAGGUGGCACUCAGGUCAGUGUGGAGAAGCCGGUGGAGAACGAUGGCUACAUGGAGCCGUACGAGGCUCAGAAGAUGAUGGCUGAGAUCCGAGGUAACCGUGGUGUGAAGGAUGGCCUGGUUCGACAGCCUCCCCUGUACGACACACCGUACGAACCAGCAGAGAACGGUGGAGAUUCUGACCCCUUAGGCUCACACGAGAGCAGACUGCCUCAGGAUGACGAGAGGCCGCCGGAGGAGUACGAUCAACCCUGGGAGUGGAAGAAAGAACGCAUAUCCAAAGCCUUUGCAGUUCAGUUCGAGGGUGCGGAGAAAGGCAGAAUGUCUCCGACGAAGGACGGGAAGUCCCGGCCGCCCCAGCGCCACUCCAGCGGCUGCCUGGUGAACAUGAAGAUGAGUUCGGUGGAUCAGUGUGGGCCCCUGAUGGGCGAGCGCAUCGACCCCACCAUGCCACUGGAGAGCCAGUUCUGGUAUCACGGCGCGAUCAGUCGGACAGACGCCGAGUCCUUGCUGAGGCUGUGUAAAGAGGCCAGUUACCUGGUGAGAAACAGCGAGACCAGUAAAAACGACUUUUCACUCUCACUCAAGAGCAGUCAAGGUUUUAUGCACAUGAAGCUGUCAAGAACCAAAGACAAUAAGUACAUCCUGGGUCAGAACAGCUGUCUGUUCGACAGCGUACCGGAGAUCAUCCACUUCUACUCCAGCCGCAAGCUGCCGAUCAAAGGAGCCGAACACAUGUCCCUCCUCUACCCUGUGGCCAUCCGGACACUGUAGCCCAGUGCUAACGCUUCGACCUUGAGUUACCUUGAAUUUAAAUGCUGUAUGAUGGCCAAGGAACUUCGAUGACUUGUUACAGAUGGAUCCAGCAUCUCUUUUGUCUUUAUUUACAGCAAAACACUGGUGGAUUGUGUUGGAUAUGUUUCUGUUAAGCCUUCAUAGAUGAACUUGUUCACAGAUGUAAACAGAGAUACUGGAACAGUUUACAGCAAACUGGAAUCUUUAGAAACAAAAAUGUCACCACUAUCCCUGUGAUGACUGAAAGUCUCACUUUUUUAGCCUAUAGCAGGUCAGAUCAGCUCAGUAAAACAUACAGACAACAGACCACUGAAUUGACUUAAAUGUUAAUAAUAAGGUUUGAUUUUUUUUCCAAGACUUUAUGUGCAGCCGAUUGCUCUUUUCGGACAUUGUUUUUCCACAUGGACCUAUAACCCUUAGCUUUGACCUGCACCCACAUCUUAGCCUUGUUGAUUGUCCUAGCGUCUUUCAUGCUGUAAUAAAAUGUCAUGCAAACAAUGUGGACAUUUCUGAACUCCAGGAUGGUCUAUGAACUGCUGUUUUGUAAUACUGUUAAUCUGUUUGUGAUGCUAGUCGACCUUCCGAAUCACAUUUCUUGUCACUGCUCGAGGUCUACUGAACUGCAGAUAUCUCUGAUGUCAAUGAAUACGCCAGUCACAGCUUAAAUACAUCGUGUAUGUUUCCUCAGUGUAAAGAAUGCUGCAUUUAAAUGGAAAUGUGAAACAUGAAAACAUGAAAUUCAAGUCAUGAAUCACUGUAAAACGGAACUAAGCCUGGUGAACGCCAAGCCCAGACCAGCAAACAUGUCUGCGCUGAACUUGUGUGCGCCAUCUAUAAGCUGGACCUUGUUAAAUAAAUUGCCCCCUCAUGGACAGACCUGACUUAGAGCUAACUGACUCUGGGCUGCCUGGUGAUAACUUGCAAACUGCUCAAACAUCAUGUGGACUGCCCAUACUUGGCCCUUAUAGGCUUUUUAUGAGUUUUUGCUAUGUCUACACUGCCCAUAGUCUCUGUUUGUGUGGCUCAGAGCCUGUUUAUGAGCUUAACAGCUACCAACUUUAACAGCCAGAGCUUUUAUGUGGGCUAGGUAUUAAUAAGUAUUUUUGGAGAGUGGAAAUGAGACAGAACCAUGGACAAUAUGUACAUCUAAUGUUUACUAAAAGGCUCUGUAGGGCUAAAGUUAAAAUACCUAAUGCUUUAACAACUAGAGCUCAAUACCUAAUGCUUUAACAACUAGAGCUCAAUACCUAAUGCUUUAACAACUAGAGCUUUUAUAUGAGCAAGGUAUUAAGACAUAUUUUGGAGAGUAAAAAUAAGACAGUAUCAUGGCGAAUAUGUACAUUUUCAUCAGACGUGCUAUCUAAAGCUAUCUAAUGCUAACUAAAAGGCACUGUGGAGCUAAAGUUAAAAUACCUAAUGCUUUAACAGCUAGAGCUUUUACAUGGGCAAGGUAUUAAUAAGUAUUUUGAAGAAUUGAAAUGAGACAGAACCAUGGACAAUAUGUACAUUUUCAUCAGAUGUACUAUUUAAAGCUAUCUAAUGCUAACUAAAAGGCUCUAUAGGACUAAAGUUAAAAUACCUAAUGCUUUAACAGCUAGAGCUUUUAUAUGAGCAAGGCAUAUUUUGAAGAGUGGAAAUGAGACAGUAUCAUGGCGAAUAUGGACAUUUUCCUCAGAUGUGCUAUCUAAAGCUAUGUAAUGCUAACUAAAAGGCUCUGUGGAGCUAAAGUGAAAUACCUCAUGCUUUAACAGCUAGAGCGUUUAUAUGGGCAAGGUAUUAAUAAGUAUUUUGAAGAGUGGAAAUGAGACAGAACCAUGGAAAAUAUGGACAUUUUCAUCAGAUGUGCUAUCUAAUGCUAACUAAAAGGCUCUGUGGUACUAAAGUUUAAAGACCUAAUGCUAACAAGUUAGCAAGUCCUCUGAUCUUUUGAGCAGACUUGGAAAUAAGUAAAAGCUAUCACAAAUAUCAAGAUUUUCCCUAGAUGUGUUAUGAACGAUUGGGAAAGACUUCAUCUGAGUAAAACCGUUAGCUACAGUCAUUAGCAAUAACAAUGCUAAAACAUAGCUCUGUUUGAAUGCAGCAUUAGCAACAGGAUGGUAGUUAAUGUGAACAUGGUUACAGUUAUGGUUUGUUCUGAAAUGAUUCUCCUAAUAGCAAAAUCUGGUUAAAUUUGGAAGACAGAAAUACAAUUAAUAACAAUUCAUUCUAAGCGACAAACAUGCUAAACUGUCUUUGUUAGCUCCAGUAUUUAGUAGGACUGAUGAAGAUGAUGCUGCACGCCAACAUGGGUCAUAAGGACCCGGGUUUGACCCUGGCCUCGAGUUUGGUAUGCUCUCUCAGUGUCCAUGAGGGUUUCUUUUGGGUACUCUGGUUGCCUUUACCUUUUAAAACAUACAAAUGUGAACUGGCAAUUCAAUAUGUGUGUUACUAGUGGAUCAGUACCCGGUUACUCUUUGUUCCCAGUGUUCCCAGGUGGCACUGGACCCACUGUGUCCACGACCAGAAUAAGACAGUUAAAGAAAUGAAUAAAUGAUGAGAAAUUCAUUCCUGGUGUGAUAAUAUACUACAUAUCUGACCCCCAGUGAAAUAAAAAUAAAUAAUAAUAGUAAAAGAGACUGAAUUUCUUUUGUGGCUCAGUGAAGUGUGGGAAAAAAACAACACUUUGGCAAUUUUAUAGAAAUGAGCCACUUUACAUUCACCCCCCCCCAAUUCAACUGAAAGCUCUUGACGAGGGAGAAUAAAAUACGUCUGCAUUGUCUACCUCAGAAAAUCGAUUUAAUUCCACCCAUCAGCCAAUCAAUAAGGUACAAUAAGAUUGCAGAUAUCGAUCCAGCUUCCUCUUCCUCUCGUCACUUUCCACUAAAUUGUACCUUAGGUUUAGGAACAGUUUUUUUCUCAGAAACUCAAUCAAAAGUUGUGUGCUUGUGCUCUCCGGAGAGGUUCUGCGAGCGUCAUUUGUAUGUAAAACAUCACUCUGUACUAAUGUGAUGCCUCUGACAUCAGUCCGGUCCAUGCCUUAUGCUGUAAAUGCAUGAUGAAACGAGUCAGUCCGGUAUUUCAGACUGAUUUCAUUUUCCAAAAAAAAAUCUGCUUUUCAUGAAUGUUCUGUGACUGUAAUUUAUUAUGGAUGGAGUGAUGAAUAAUAAUUAUAUCUGUGCUUCACUCCCUCCCGGAUAAGGGAACUAAGAUCUUUAUGUUUGCUUUGUUUACUUCUUGGUGUGUAUGUAUGAGUGUGCCUAUGUUUUAAAAAAAAAAAAAAAUCUAAAAGGCAUUUAUGUGGUGCUUGUGUGUGCCAGUAAUGCUGUUGGAAACAAAACAUCUCUAGUUAGUGGUUGUUGUUUUUUUCCAUCUUUUGUGAUUUUCUGUUACAGAUUUUUGGUUACACUUCAUUUAAGGACACUGUUUGUAUGUCUAUGGGAUGUCUACAGAACACCAUGACAACCGCUAUAAACCUUAAAUAAAGAUAUAUAAGGGUUAUUCCAACAA